Messenger RNA from Amorphotheca resinae ATCC 22711, 1883 nucleotides. RefSeq lists its product as hypothetical. The record is from RefSeq and is a predicted model, not a curated record. Gene Ontology annotation, cellular component: COP9 signalosome. The coding region runs from base 103 to 1593 and encodes 496 amino acids. Gene Ontology annotation, biological process: protein deneddylation. NCBI's taxonomy places the organism in Eukaryota, Fungi, Ascomycota, Leotiomycetes, Helotiales, Amorphothecaceae. The transcript is spliced from 3 exons.
AGCACACCACUUGAUACUACAACCUCGAGUUUAACCUCUAUCCCGGAGAUAUCUAGAACCUAUUCAUAGUAUCAAAGCAACCGCUCAAUCGACACCGCCAUCAUGUCCGACGACGAUGAUUUCAUGCAGGAUUCGGACCAAGGUUAUGAUUUCGAGUACGAAGAAGACGAUGAUGAGGAGAGUGGCGAUGUCGAUAUCGAGAACAAAUACUAUAAUGCCAAGCAGAUGAAGGCAACCGAUCCGGAGGGAGCCAUUGAAGAGUUUCUAGGAGUACCGGCAUUAGAAGAGGAGAAAGGUGACUGGGGAUUCAAAGGUCUGAAGCAGGCUAUCAAACUUGAAUUUCAACUGGGUCAAUAUGAAAAAGCUGUCGAGCAUUACACCGAGCUUCUGACAUAUGUCAAGAAAGCCGUUACACGCAAUUAUUCAGAAAAAUCCAUCAAUAACAUAUUGGAUUAUAUUGAGAAAGGGUCAGAUGACGAGAAGGCUGGAAAAUGCAUGGAGGAGUUCUACUCUCAAACCCUACAAUCCUUCCAAAGCACCAACAAUGAACGUCUCUGGCUUAAGACCAACAUCAAGCUCGCAAAACUCUACCUCGAUCGCAAGGACUACGGCGCAGUGACGAAGAAGAUACGCGAAUUACACAAGGCCUGCGAGCGGGAAGAUGGUACAGAUGAUCCUAGCAAAGGAACUUAUUCGUUGGAGAUUUACGCCCUCGAGAUCCAGAUGUACGCAGAGACGAAGAACAACAAACAACUCAAACGCCUCUACGAACGAGCCCUGAAGGUCCGCUCAGCAGUCCCCCAUCCCAAAAUUAUGGGAAUCAUUCGCGAAUGCGGUGGAAAGAUGCACAUGAGUGAGGAGAACUGGAAGGAUGCGCAGAGCGAUUUCUUCGAGUCGUUCCGCAAUUACGAUGAAGCUGGCUCCCUACAAAGAAUCCAGGUUCUUAAAUACCUGGUACUCACAACUAUGCUGAUGAAAUCCGACAUCAAUCCCUUUGAAUCGCAGGAGACGAAGCCGUAUAAAAAUGAUCCCAGAAUUGCUGCCAUGACAGAUUUGGUAGAUGCAUAUCAGCGAGAUGAUAUCCACCAAUACGAAUCUGUCCUCAGCAACAACAAAGAUCUCCUAUCGGAUCCCUUCAUCGCCGAGAAUAUCGAUGAAGUAACACGCAACAUGCGCACCAAAGCCGUGCUCAAGCUCAUCGCGCCAUACACACGGUUCAACCUCAAAUUCAUCGGCAAGGCGCUCCAGAUCCCCGUGUCGGAGGUGCAAGACAUCCUCGGGUUCCUGAUCGUGGAGAAGAGGGUCAACGGGCGGAUCAACCAGCGGGACGGCACGGUGGAGAUCGAGGACGACCGGGAUAAGGAGCGGCUGCGCGCAAUGCAGGAGUGGACCGACGCUAUCGGAAACCUAUACCGGACGGUCUUCUCCGAUGGCGAGGGCUUCAAGAUGCCAGAGGUCACGCAGAUGGGCGACGAAUUGGACCCGAGAUACCCGCUCCCUGACCAUAAACAGAGGGGCCUAGGCAAAGGGAAAGGGGGUGGGAAGGGGAAGAAAGGCGGCUUCGGCUCGCAGAUGCCAUCUUUCUUUCAAUGAUGAGAGAUGAGAGGACAACAAACAGGCUCUGGGAACUUGGCCAGGGUGACGAAGUAGGUAGAACAUAGCCACUGUGCUGAAGAGACGUGCUUGUGCUUCCAUACUGCAGCGCGGGCAGCUUUCGAUGCCGCAGCGCCUCUCCACACAAUAAUCCAGAGUAGUUGGCUGCGCGCGGGAACAGGAGUUUAAGGAGAGCCCCCUCCCCCCGGGGGCCGGCGCAAUCAUCUCUCAUUGGGCAACGCGCGACAGACAGACAUGAUAUCAAAUGAAACACAAUGAAAUCAAUCAAC